Molecule: messenger RNA, 409 nt
Organism: Nilaparvata lugens (brown planthopper)
Lineage: Eukaryota; Metazoa; Arthropoda; Insecta; Hemiptera; Delphacidae
Product: odorant receptor 22b-like
Exons: 3
Coding region: 53-409 (118 amino acids)
Biological process (GO): detection of chemical stimulus involved in sensory perception of smell; sensory perception of smell
Cellular component (GO): plasma membrane
Molecular function (GO): olfactory receptor activity; odorant binding
Source: RefSeq, a predicted model, not a curated record
CAAUAACCGAAUUAUAUUUUCUUCCAGCCUAUGCAAGAGUAUAGAAAAAGUGAUGAGCCUUCUUAUUCUUAUACUAUACAUAAUUUGCGAGGUACUACUAUGUUUACAGAGCUUCAAAUUGUACAAGGACUGGACUCGUCUAAAAGCAGAGGACGUAGCUACAGGCAUGACUAUGCUAUUGCAAACAUUACAGCACCUGUUUUUCUACUUUUAUGCCUCGCAAAAUCUUAUGAGCCAGACGCAGGACCUUCAUACGUCGAUCUACUGCAGUGAAUGGUACAAGGCAGACUGCAAAUACCAGAGAUCUCUGACAAUAGUGCUGUCACGGAGUGUGAGGCCUGUCAUACUAACAGCUGGCAAAGUUCUACCAGUCACCUUCAGGUCCUUUUUGAAGGUCACCUCUUAUUAA